Messenger RNA from Solea solea (common sole), 2533 nucleotides. Its product is annotated as plexin domain-containing protein 2-like. The record is from RefSeq and is a predicted model, not a curated record. Bases 809 to 2533 code for a protein of 574 amino acids. The transcript has 14 exons. Lineage: Eukaryota; Metazoa; Chordata; Actinopteri; Pleuronectiformes; Soleidae.
AGAUUUUUUUUGGAAAUGACCUGUCCUCUGUCUGUUAGACAUGAUAUUAAUUGAUGACCCUGAUCAUGGUGUGACAUCACAAGUUAAUCACACUUACAGUGGCCUUUCCAGUAUCUCUGAAAUGGACUCUGUAAAGUACAAAAUGUCUCUACCUAGUGGUUUGACAUGAACACAAGAGACAAUUAAAUCAUGAAAUUAAGCAUUAGCAGUUACAUUACAUUUCAUUUAGCUUUCAUCCAAAGUGACUUACAAUGGAAUUGAGUACAAUCAGCCAGGUGUGGAAAUGUGACAACACUGACUAAAUAACACUAAUUAUUUUUUUGGCAUGUUUCAUGUCACUACUUCAGUUAUAUGAUUCAAAUAUAUUGCUCUUAGUGUAGAAAAUACACUAAUAUAAUUAUUAACAGCUGUGUGGUUUGUUGAUUAUGAUGUAUCGAUUUGAAACAAUGCGUGUUAAUAUUAUCAUAAAAGGAACACCUAGUGUAUUUAUUAUACAAUACAGUGCUUUGUGGGUGAUACAUUUUUUUGUUUGCAUAUUUUUCAUAUAUUAAUGCGUUUUUUUUCUGCCCUACUUUAAAAAAAAAAAACGGAAAAAAAACUUGUUUAUAAUAGUGAAAGUUACGACAGCACGUGAAGGCGUCGUAGCUUCACACUCGGAGCUGCAGUGAACAGACGCACAGCUGACUUUAACAUGGACGUUAACGAGAGGAGAAGCUCACUGCGAAGCGACGGAAACUAUUAAGUUUACAUUAUACGCCUGUUUAUUUUUUCUUUAUUGAAUUCUCACUGACAGUCAGUCAGAAGAAGAAUGGCAAUCAAGAAGACGAGUCAUGUGAUUGCAGGACUGCUCAUCGUUUUCCACUUUCAAAUAAGCUCCAUGAUGAAGCUCAAACCUGCCAGUGGACUUGACCACAGUGACCUGCAGGAGCGAGGGCUGCAUGGAAACACGGAGAGUCCCGAGUCCAGCGAGAGGAGGUCGCCGUCCAGGCCCAGGACUGUGGCUCCUGAGUGGUCUGCUGAUAAGAGGAACCACUACAGAGACCAGCACCAACCAGAGGAGUCAGACCUCGACCUGAUGAUGGAAGAAGGACAUGACAAUUCUACUCAGAUAGUGGACACUGAUCACGCCUACUACACAUCUAAAAUCUACGGCCCCGGAGACGCAGCUGGUAAAGAGCUGUGGGUGAACGUCGAUGAGAUGGAGGAGGACGAGUGGAAGGUCCGCGGCUUCCUGUCCAGCACCCACAGACAGGCCGAGCGAGUGAAUCUUUCCUUUGACUUUCCUUUCUACGGACAUAUUCUGAAAGAAAUCACAGUGACAAGCGGAGGUUUCAUUUACACAGGAGAGAUCAUCCACCGGCUGCUCACAGCGACUCAGUACAUCGCUCCUCUGAUGGCAAACUUUGACCCGAGCCUUUCCAAAAACUCUACUGUGUUUUACUUUGAUAAUGGAACUGCACUGGUGGUUCAGUGGAACCGCGUUCCCCUCCAGGACGUCAGUUUGGGGACGUUCACCUUCCAGGCCGUUCUCCACAGUGACGGACGGAUCGUCUUUGCAUACAAAGAGAUUCCGAUCGACAUCAGCGACAUCGGCGACAUCGGCACUGACGAUCACCCUGUCAAAGUGGGCUUAUCGGAUGCUUUUGUCGUGCUUCAUGAGAUAGAGCAGAUUCCCAAUGUUAGGAGGAGAACCAUCUAUGAGUAUCACAAAGUUGACAUCCUCAAGUCCAAAAUCUCCAACUCUACAUGUGUGGAGAUUAUACCACUCCCUACGUGUCUCCAGUUCUCCAGCUGUGGUCCGUGCGUCACGUCUCUGAUUGGCUUUAACUGCAGCUGGUGCAGUCGACUGCGAAGAUGCUCCAGUGGCUUUGAUCGUAACAGGCAGGACUGGGUCGACCUCGGCUGUCCAGAGGAGAGACGGGAUCCCCGGUGCCUCCGCAGUCCUGACGUCACAAACGGCACGUCUCGCCACGAGUUUCACACUCCCGUCACAGAGACUCCUGUGCAGCGGAGGAUUUCCAGUGUCACCUCCAACCCCCUGAGCACGACAUCCAUCACCACCGACCCCUCAACACCCAGCAGCACGUUAGCUCCACAGCCUUCAACCAGCAAACCCACAGACGACGAUGGAAAGAUCUUGUUCCACAUCAAUGAAGCACCAGGACACGUCAAUAACACGGGACCGAGUGAAGAGCGGCUGCAGAUCGGCCUCCUCGCGGGUAUCGUUGUGACGAUGGUCGUCAUGGCAGCGGUCGUCUUCUCAUCCUUUUACAUAUACAACCAUCCAACAUCCAGCGUCAGCCUCUUCCUCAUGGAGCGACGACCAACGCGCUGGCCAAUCAUGAAGUUCCGGCGUGGUUCUGGUCGGCCCUCGUACGCAGAAGUGGAAGCUCCCAGUCAGGACAAAGACGGCAACGUGGUCAUUGACCCUAAACAGUCUUUCGUCAUGUCGGACAGAAGAGAGAGCGAGCAGAAAGAAGGAUUCAUAGUCCCCGAUCAGAAGGAAUGCUUCCUGAUCUCUGACAGUUCCUGA